AUGGCGUUAUCUUUGGAGGAGCUUCUUGUGGAGGAAGGUUUUAAAGUAAGAUCAUCAGCUAGAUCGUCCUUUAAAGCAGAUGCUGCAAGAAUGUCUUCUUACACUUUCCGAGAUCAACACAUGAAUGAUUCUGUACUGGGACAUAGAUAUAAGACGGAGAGGGCAAGGUCCGAUGUAGCUCGACACAGUUUGAGAAAUGAAUUACCACCAAAUGACAACAGGGGUAGGAGAUCAAGGGAUAAUGUUUUUGGAACAGAGAAAAAAUACGAAGGCUUGAAGAAAGAAAGUAGGGAGAGGCGUUUUAGCUAUCUUAAGGAAGGUAAAAGCUUCCGUCCCAACUUAUCAAAAAACCUACAAAAUGAAAUAGAGGAGGAUCAUAGGCAAGAUGAUGAGAGAUUCAGGAAUAGAUAUUCAAAUAAAUUUUAUAGCUCAGAGAGAGAGAAUGGUAAGUAUUCAAAUGGAGCUAGGGAAAAGGAAGCAUACAAAGAGAGGUCGGGGAGGGAUACAAGAUUGGAUAAGUUGAAUGGGAAAAACUUGGCAGAACAGAUGCUCGGACGUUUGAGUUUUAAUGCCACAAAUAGGAAGAGCAUGAAAAAGCCCAUAAACUCGAAUGAAACGUCUAAGAGACAUUCAUGGAAUAGCAAAAGCAGCUUCGAAGAUAACCAGAGUAAAAAACGUGACAAAGUUGAACAAGUAAUUUCAGAGCCUGCUCUUGACAAAGUUGCUAUCCAAGCCAUAGUCUCCAUCCUAAAUGGAUAUAUUAAACGCUUUCUAAACGAUGAGGAAUUUCGUACUACACUGCAUCACAACUGCUUUUCUUCCCUUACUGGACUUGAAGAAGGGCAUAGUACUGAGAGCAAGGUCAUGGCCACCCUUGAACAAGCCAUUGAAGCAGUAGAAAUGGCUGCUGAGAACUCCUCAAAGGCUAACGAAUUGAAAAAGGCUUCUUUGAAGCUGAGUGUAAUUACAGGGUUAUAUUCGAAUGGUUUGAAGGAUGGGUUCACAUCUGGAAUUCCUAAUUUAAAGUUGUCAGCUUGUGCUCAUCUCUACCUCGGCGUGGUAUAUAAACUACAGGAAAAACAGAGGACUUCAGCAAAGCAUCUUUUGCAAGUAUUUUGCAUUGUACCUUUUCAGGCACGAACAAUUUUGUUACCUGAACUAUGGGACUAUCUAUUUUCUCCGCAUCUCUCACAUUUGAAGGCAUGGUACAACCAGCAAGCUGCUUCUCUAGCAGAUACACCAAGCAGGUCAAGGAAACUGAAGUUUCUUGAAGAAGUGUAUAAUGAGAUUCUUGAUUCUGGUACUAACCAGUUUGCGGUUUACUACAAUGAUUGGCUCACGGAAGGGGUUCAAGCACCUCCCAUUCCAAUCAUCCACUUCCCAGAGCUAUCUAGUUCAAUGGGUUCUUCCUCACCUCAACCUGCGAUCAGUAAAAAACUAUAUGAUGCUGUGAUUGGCCGCUCAAAUGAACCAGGAAUCGACAAAGCUGAAGAAUGGGGGGAGGCAGACGGCUUCAAUGAUUGUAUGAGAAGCUCCGGCGGUUCUGCUGUUGUUAAAGGAACAUUAGCAUACUCUUCGGAGACGGUCAAAUAUAUGAAUUUUGCCGUUGAAGAAGAUUCGAUCAAGAGUGUGAUGGAUGAUGCAUUAUUUCCUGGAAAUGAGCUCUCAUUUAUAGAUGACAAAGAGUGGAGGUUGUAUGGCGUGAGUACUUGGCCUGAAAGUAAUCUUAAUUGUGGCAUUGGUGACGCUAUUAUAUGGCAUGAAGCCACAGGGAAUAGCAACAUGCCCGAUGCAGCAGCACAAGCAAAAGAAAAUGACGAGCUUACGAUCAGAAGCCUAGAACAAUCUAUUUUAGAUCAGCCACACAAUGCGCAUCCGAUCAAAAUAGGGUCUUCUGUUGAAGAGUUACGUGGAAGAGAUGAAUACUCUGGUGAACAUUCUUUUUUCCCGAGCAUUCUUCAAGGAUUUAUUUGCCCACUAACUGGAAAGUUGUUUGAAGAUCCAGUGACCAUAGAGACAGGUCAAACCUUUGAACGGGUGGCCAUCAAGGUAUGGUUUGAUCAGGGAAACAAAACAUGUCCAGUAACAGGAAAACCUUUGGAAUCUCUUGCGGUGCCCCUUACCAAUUUUGUUUUGAAGAGUGUAAUUGACAAUUGGAGAUCAGAACAUUGUAGGAACCUCUUGGUUUUCGCAUUUCAAGUAAUGGAAAACUCAGGCAGACAUGGUCUCAAACACUUGGAUGAAUCUGUUGUUUUCAUGUUAAAGCAGCUUCUCACUGCUUUCAGUGAACAGGAAAAAAGAGAAAAUGCCAAACUUCUUAUAUCUCAUGGUGGCUUGCAUUUUCUUCUUCAAAGGCUUGAAUUGGGAAAGUUAGAAGAGAAGUCACAAGUGGUGGUACUCUUGUCCUGUUGCAUUGAAGCAGAUGCAACAUGCAGAAAUCAGAUUGCAAGAAAUAUCAACAAACGUUGUCUUCUUCAGCUACUCCAGAGCAAGCAGAUUAAGUCGAGAAGAAAUGCAAUGUUGUUGUUGAGUGAACUGAUUUUCCUGAAAAGGUGGAAAGACGUCACUUUAUUUGUAAGAGGCUUGCUGAAUGAAGGGAUAGUGAAUAUGAUGCCUGUUCUGCUAGAGUAUCUCCAGAGUUCUCCAAAGGAUCACAGACCCCUAGCUGCUGUCCUUCUGUUACACUUAGACCUUCUGGUAGAACCUAAAAAAUACAGCAUAUACAGAGAGAAGGCAAUUGAUGCCAUUACAGUGGCUCUUGAGGACAGCUUGGUGGAUGAGAAGGUCCAAGAAAAGUGUUGCCAAGCACUUCUCAUCUUGGGAGGGCGUUUCUCUUUCUCUGGGAAGUUAUUGACAGGGAGUUGGACCCUAAAGCAAGCAGGAUUUAAAGAUAUAUGUGGUGGGAAUUCUCUUGAAAAUGAAGAUGAAAAUUUAUUAGUUGAUGACACUAUCUCAUUGGAUGAUGAAGAGCAGGCAAAUGAAGAGUGGUUGAGUAACUUGUCAGCAGCAUUGCUUACUAAUGGGAAAAAGUCAUUCUUAGAUACCAUUUCUAAGUGUCUUGGUGCUGGUAACUUGGACGUGGUGAGGGUCUGCCUAACGACCGUGGCAUGGUUGAGUUGCGCACUUUGUUUACAAUCCAAUGCUGAGUUCCAGCUCUCUGCCUUCUCAGCCGUCAUCUCUGGGCUGAAAGAAAACCUAGAGAAUGGUGUGCAGAUGGAGCACAAGAUCCUUGCCUCGAUGUCUCUGCUCAAUUUCAGCAAAAUCUCAGAAUGCAGAGUUCUUUUAAUGGCAAUUGCGGAAGAGAUUGCAGCUUCUCUAGAAAGUCUAACUAAAGUAACAUGGACUGCAAAGCAGCUAUAUGCCAUUGUUUCUGGUGGAGAUCCGUCUGCUCAAUUUGUCAUUGGUGUCCACAAAGUUUUGAAGCUAAAGAGUCACACUUUGGACAGGGGCGCUGGUGUCUUUGCUAUUAUCAGAACAUUAAGUUUUGAAAGUUCUUAUUUGGUUAGGAAUGCUCAAGAGAGCAUUGGUGAAUUAACGCGUUGCAGGCCAUAUUGUAGAUGA
Messenger RNA from Juglans microcarpa x Juglans regia, 3561 nucleotides. Its product is annotated as putative E3 ubiquitin-protein ligase LIN. Bases 1 to 3561 code for a protein of 1186 amino acids. Gene Ontology annotation, molecular function: ubiquitin-protein transferase activity. The record is from RefSeq and is a predicted model, not a curated record. Gene Ontology annotation, biological process: protein ubiquitination. The transcript has 10 exons. Lineage: Eukaryota; Viridiplantae; Streptophyta; Magnoliopsida; Fagales; Juglandaceae.